AUGAUCGUACGACCGCUACACGUUGAACAGGAUGGUUUUGGUCCUGAUGGUGGUAGAGGGGGUAGUGGUGCUACUGGUGGCGCUGGUGGGACUGGUGGGGCUGGUGGAGGGGGUAGUGGUGCCACCGGCGGGAGUGGCGGGCCCGGUGGAGCAGGUCCGGGCCCAAUCGGCACAGGGUGGUCACAAGUGUCGCAAGGUGUUUCACCUCCACCUGGAACUGGCACUGGUAUGGGAACAGGCAUAGGCACGGGUUUGUUGACCACUACAACACCUCCACCACACGGUGGUUCCGCACACGAGUCACACGUAUCGCAUGGUGUUCGUCUCUGCCUGAAAAACUCCUCGUUUAACAACGAUGGCAUGUUUUUCCAGUGGCAAAAGAACCCACUUCGUCAUUCUCCCAACUCUACCAACACAGUCUUUGUCAGCCUCACAAAUUUCCAUCAGCUAACAGUGAUUCUUAAUCUCGAUUCGCAGCCACUGCGACAUCUCAUGUUUGAAUGCAAGUUGCAAUCAAGUUUGCAGAUACUGUAA
This is a messenger RNA of Anisakis simplex (herring worm), 534 nucleotides long. Lineage: Eukaryota; Metazoa; Nematoda; Chromadorea; Rhabditida; Anisakidae. The record is from the annotation of a GenBank genome assembly.